Molecule: messenger RNA, 1992 nt
Organism: Lodderomyces margitis
Lineage: Eukaryota; Fungi; Ascomycota; Pichiomycetes; Serinales; Debaryomycetaceae
Product: TFIIH/NER complex subunit
Exons: 1
Coding region: 1-1992 (663 amino acids)
Biological process (GO): nucleotide-excision repair; transcription by RNA polymerase II; transcription by RNA polymerase I
Cellular component (GO): transcription factor TFIIH holo complex; transcription factor TFIIH core complex
Source: RefSeq, a predicted model, not a curated record
AUGGACAUUAUACGAGGUGCUUGCUCAAAAGAUAAAGUAGGUGGGAUGGUCUACAUACGGGAAGAUAUCGUCCCAUCGAUGCUAGAAUGGAAAGCCAUCGAAGAUGAGAAGAAUACGGUAGCAAUACCAUUGAAUAAACUUGUGGCUCUACGAGCUUCAAAGGAAUCUUCGCCCAAAAUGACAUUGCAGAUUAGCUACAAGCUGGACGACCAAGAAGAAUCCACAAAGAUGAGUCUUCAUUUUAAUAACCGCCCCACCAUGAAUAAUAUCAAGGAUGCAUUACAGACAAUUGUGGCUCGAUCAAGGACCAGAGUUGAAGGUUCAUCAACACCUACUCCCCAGGCUGAUGCAUCGAGUCGACAAGGAUCCUCCACCGGUACUCCAGGCGCAACUGAAUCAGGUACGCCUACUCCUGGAGCCUCAUCUAUUUCGGGCGCAUUCAAUUUAUCGCAGAAUCAAUUAACCGAUGCCAGCUUAUUAAAAAAUUUUGACCUACAACAAAAGCUUUUGCUAGAGGAUAAGAACUUGAGAAACACCUUCACUAAAUCAGUUAUGCAGUUUAAAUUAUCACCAUCAAUGUUUUGGUCAAGUCGAAUAAACCAAUUACGUACAUUUGCAUUGACCAUAUCCCAGCAUCGCGGACCAUACAAUGUAUUAAGCACAAUCAAGCCCGUGGCGACUUCUGACAACCAAGUGAAUGUUAAUGUAACACGUGACACCAUUAAUGAAAUAUUUGACAUCUAUCCUAUUAUAAAAAAAGCAUUCACCGAUUUGGUACCGCAAAAGCUACUGGAAGGGGAGUUUUGGUCGCGAUUUUUCAAUUCCAAGUUGUUUCGAAGGUUGCGAGGAGAUAAGAUUGGGCUAUACAGUGGGAGAGGGGAUGUUAUUUUGGACAAAUAUUUAUAUAUUGACGAAGCUAGUAUAAAGGCUGAUGAGGUUGAGAAGAAGCAAGAGGGCGAGGAGGAAAACUCGCCAAAGAGGCAGAAAGUUGCCAACGAAGAGCAAACAACAAGCCUGAGCAGUUUUUUAAAUGAGCCACCAGUGAGCAAGUUUCUUGAUUUAUUUGGUAACGAGCAAGACAAUUCGCAAAAGUUGGGAAACCGACCAGACAUGACAAUGAGAUACGAAGAUGACGCAACCAAAGCACUAAACUUGAAGUCUAGAUCCAACAAGGAAAAUGAAAUGAUUAUUUUGAUGAAGAAUAUGAACAAGUUAUCCUCAAAGAUGAUGAGCAUGAGUGCAACUGAAAAUCCUUCUAAACCAGAAAAUACCAUUGAUGGUUUGUCGGCUCCUGAAGUCAAUGAAUACGAAGAGGAAUUGGAUUUGCAUGACUUGAACGUGGUUAAAGACACCCUGUAUGUGAAGUUGAGUAUCAACACCAAUAAUAUCAGGGAUCGUACAGCUGAUGUCGAUGAAAUUAACAACAAUGAUGUUGAAAUGAAUGGUGCUGAUUUAGUCAGCUACUUGCAAAAUCAAAUUUCAAAAGACUCAAUAAUAGAUCUAUCAGAUACAUUCAAGGGUAAGGAGGAAGAUAUUGCCAAAACGUCAACUGAAAUAUCUCAACUUGUUAGGCACAAUUUCAAGACGUUUAAGCUGAUGAACAAGGAAGACUCGACGUCAUUGCUAAGACCACACAAUAUCGUUCCCGAAUCAAUGUACCAAGAGAUAAUCACUUACAACAUCACCAUUGUUGAAUUCUUGUCUCAUUUUUGGAAAUUGUUUUUGAAUGGCAACAACGCAACUCAGUUGAAGAAGAUAUUCACCAGUUUGAAAAAUUGUCAAAAUUCCUUGACUGAGUUUAAGAGUAAAAGCUUGCAUCAAUUGGAUGUAAUUGAUAUAGUGGCCCUGAAUGAAAAAUUAAAGGAGAAAAUCCACAAGGAUUUUGAUGCAUGCUUGGAACCGAUGGAGGUUAGUUUGAGCACUGCAUUGAAAAAGUACAUUGGGGCAGUCAAGAACUCAAGUACAAAAGAGCAAAAUGGUGCAGAAUCUUGA